GCCAGUUAGAGAGAGAGAGAGAGAGAAACUGCCUGCUCAUCACUUUCCCUUGGCCCCUCUCCCCACCUUUCUAUCUAUCUAUAUAUCCGCCACCCCUUAUCUUUCUCUUGCCUCUUCUCAUCCUGCCGAUCUUUGUCUCUUCUCUUCCCUUCUCUCUCUCUCUCUCUUUGUUCAUCUCUCUCCAGUGGCCUCGAAUCGAUCGAUCUGCGUCUGAAAUUAGUUUAGUUAGUUUAUUAUUCUUUUGCUGCUGUUUAUGUGCAGCUAGCCUCACAAAUCUAAUUAUAUAUUUAAGAGAUAGCUAGCUAAAGGGAUCGACAGAGGUUAGAGCGAUUUGCUGCUAUUCUUUGCUGCUUGGUUGAUCGAUCGAUCGAGGAUGUGCACCAGAGGCCACUGGAGGCCGUCGGAGGACGAGAGGCUCAAGGAGCUCGUCGCGCGGUACGGGCCGCACAACUGGAACGCCAUCGCCGAGAAGCUCCAGGGCCGAUCAGGGAAGAGCUGCAGGCUGAGGUGGUUCAACCAGCUGGACCCGAGGAUCAACCGGAGCCCCUUCUCGGAGGAGGAGGAGGAGCUGCUCCUGGCCUCGCACCGCGUCCACGGCAACCGGUGGGCCGUCAUCGCCAGGCUCUUCCCGGGCCGCACCGACAACGCCGUCAAGAACCACUGGCAUGUGAUCAUGGCCCGCCGGUGCAGGGAGCGGAUGAGGCUGUCGUCCAACAGACGUGCCACGCCCGCCGCCGCCGCCUCCACCACCACGGCCGGUGCCGAGAAAGACGAUAGCCCUAGGAACACCGCCGCCGGCGAGAAGCCGAGACUUCCGCAGGCGAAUACCAUGGCCGCCUUGCUCCACAAGUACCGCAGAGAAUUUGCUGCCCCCUUCGCGAUCAGCCAUCACAGUAGCAAGGAGGGUUACUGCUCAUACACGAAUGAAGAUACGAAUAGAUCGGUGGAGUUCUACGAUUUCCUCCAGGUGAACGUGAGCUCGAGCGACACCAAGUGCGGCUCGAGCAUCGAGGAGAACCGGGACGACGACGACGAUCAGCAAGCCGAAGGGCAGGUGUCGCUCAUAGAUUUCAUGGAGCUUGUAAUGCUUUGUGAGGAGGCCGGCCGGGGCAUGCUACAUCUGUAGCAAUCUAACACCAAAUAUACUUAUAGAGGAAGCUAAGCAAAAUGCAAACGUAUAUAUAUGACAUGCACAUGUAAUUUAUUGAUGUACGCACACAUGCAUGUAUAUGCCCGCCCAUGCAGAGUUCUUCUUGAGAUAUGGAGAACGAGGCUUUUCUCUCAUCAUUUGUAAAUUUAAUUAAUAAUAAACAUUUUUUGUUCUCAUUUAAUAUGUUUAAUUAUUGGUUAUUCUGGGUUU
Molecule: messenger RNA, 1360 nt
Organism: Aegilops tauschii subsp. strangulata
Lineage: Eukaryota; Viridiplantae; Streptophyta; Magnoliopsida; Poales; Poaceae
Product: transcription factor MYB54
Biological process (GO): regulation of DNA-templated transcription
Cellular component (GO): nucleus
Molecular function (GO): DNA-binding transcription factor activity, RNA polymerase II-specific; RNA polymerase II cis-regulatory region sequence-specific DNA binding
Source: RefSeq, a predicted model, not a curated record